UAUUUCGUAUGGGUCCGCCCCCAAGCUACAGCUGGGCUGUUGCGCUUGCGCGAGGGGUCGCACGCAGUCACGCGCCGCCGACCGCUUCCGGUGCGCCGCGAGGGCAGCCGGGACGGGUCUCCCUGGCGAUCCGUGGUGUGCUGCUGCUCAGCGGCCAAACCAGUGCCUCGGUGACGACUGUGUACCUGUUGUCUUCCUCGAGCUCCCCGGGGCUUGACCCCCGGGGCCCUCGGCAGGCAUCGGUGAGGAGCCUGCGGAGCGAACCUGUGCUCCUGCACUUGUCCUUCACGACCCCAUAUCGCGACUCCGAGGAGGGGAAGCGAGGGGGCUGUCGCGACUCCGCGCCGUGUGUCGCCGGGCGGGGCCGCGGGGCCGGGGCUCCUCCAGCCCCCGGGAUGCGCGCGCGAGCCCUCGCCUCCACUUCCUUGUUGCUGCUGUCACGAUUGGAGCCGCCUCUCGCCGACAGCGGGGAGAGCGAGUGCGCCAGCCAUCCCCCUCGUCGAGCCCCCGGGCCGAGCGCCUCCGGGAAUGUGAGCGGCGCGGCUUGCACGUUCCUCCGGGUAAGUCCCGCCUUCGAGGGUCGCGUCGAGCCGCUGGGCGACCUCGAGUUGGCUGCUGCGGCUCUCUGA
Molecule: messenger RNA, 629 nt
Organism: Rhinopithecus roxellana (golden snub-nosed monkey)
Lineage: Eukaryota; Metazoa; Chordata; Mammalia; Primates; Cercopithecidae
Exons: 1
Coding region: 9-629 (206 amino acids)
Source: RefSeq, a predicted model, not a curated record